UUUCUCACAUCUCACCAAUUUUAAACACCUCUCUCUCUCUCUCUCUCUCUCUCUCUCUUCAUAUCACCUGUUCCGUUCCCAGCGAGAGGAGAAUACCUGCUUCGGCAUCCCACCACAUCAUCAUCUCCUACGCCGCGGCGCACCCGAUCCACCGCCGCAAUCUCCACAGGUUGUUACCUAUUCUGUUGAGGAUAGAGUAAUUGUGUGCGUAAAAACAGAACUUUUAUUCGAAAAUGAGUGUGGUUGGUUUUGAUUUUGGGAACGAGAGUGGUGUUGUUGCCGUUGCAAGGCAAAGGGGAAUUGACGUUGUACUCAACGAUGAGUCAAAGCGUGAGACUCCGGCUAUUGUAUGCUUUGGUGACAAACAGCGGUUCCUCGGAACAGCUGGGGCUGCAUCAAGUAUGAUGAAUCCGAAAAAUACAAUUUCUCAGGUAAAGCGGCUGAUUGGCCGUCAGUUUUCAGAUCCUGAGCUGCAACGGGAUAUAAAGAUGUUGCCUUUUGCAGUCACCGAAGGUCCUGAUGGAUACCCAUUGAUUCACGCUCGGUAUUUGGGGGAAAUGAGGACAUUUACGCCGACCCAAGUAUUGGGAAUGGUGCUCUCAAAUUUGAAGAGCAUAGCGGAGAAGAAUUUGAACGCGGCAGUUGUGGAUUGCUGUAUUGGGAUACCUGUUUAUUUCACUGACCUUCAAAGAAGAGCUGUUUUGGAUGCAGCUGCAAUUGCGGGUUUGCAUCCUCUCCGAUUGUUUCAUGAAACCACUGCAACUGCUUUGGCAUUUGGAAUUUAUAAGACAGAUCUACCGGAAAAUGAUCAACUAAAUGUUGCAUUUGUUGACAUUGGCCACGCUAGUAUGCAAGUUUGCAUUGCUGGCUUCAAGAAAGGCCAACUCAAGAUAUUGGCUCAUUCAUUUGAUCGAUCUUUAGGUGGCAGAGAUUUUGAUGAAGUUCUAUUCCAGCAUUUUGCUGCUAAGUUCAAGGAAGAGUAUAAGAUUGAUGUUUACCAAAAUGCUAAGGCCUCCCUCCGGCUGCGUGCUGCUUGUGAAAAGCAGAAAAAAAUUCUUAGUGCAAACCCAUUGGCACAUUUGAAUAUAGAGUGCUUGAUGGACGAGAAGGAUGUUAGGGGUCUCAUCAAGAGAGAAGAGUUCGAACAAAUUAGCAUUCCAAUCUUGGAACGCGUGAAGAAGCCAUUGGAGAAAGCUCUUACAGAAUCUGGUCUGACAGUUGAGAGCAUUCAUGCAGUUGAGAUUGUUGGUUCUGGCUCUCGUGUUCCUGCCUUGAUCAGGAUAUUGACAGAGUUCUUUGGCAAGGAUCCUAGGCGUACGAUGAAUGCGAGUGAGUGUGUUGCCAAGGGAUGCGCCCUGCAGUGUGCAAUCCUCAGCCCCACAUUUAAAGUGAGGGAAUUCCAGGUCAACGAAAGUUUUCCAUUUCCAAUUGCUUUGUCAUGGAAAGGUGCUGCUCCAGAUACUCAGAAUGGAGGCGCAGAUAAUCAACAAAGCACUGUUUUCCCAAAAGGGAAUCCAAUACCUAGCGUCAAGGCUUUGACAUUGACAUUCUAUAGAUCGGGAACCUUCACAACAGACGUUCAAUAUGCUGAUGUCAGUGAACUGCAGGCACCAGCUAAGAUUAGCACGUAUACGAUUGGUCCUUUUCAAUCCACGAAGAGUGAUAGGGCAAAACUGAAGCUAAAAGCUCGACUAAAUCUGCAUGGCAUUGUAUCAGUCGAGUCAGCGACACUUUUGGAAGAGGAGGAAGUCGACGUUCCACUUGUUAAAGAGCCAACAAAAGAAGCUACUAAGAUGGAUACAGAUGAAGCUCCAAGUGAUGCUGCUCCCUCAGCUUCUGAAACCGAUGUGAAUAUGCAAGAUGCUAAAGCUGAUGCUCCUAGGGCUGAAAAUGGUGUCCCAGAGUCUGGAGACAAUCCUGUUCAAAUGGAAACAGAUGCCAAGGUUGAGGCUCCAAAGAAAAAGGUGAAGAAAACAAACAUUCCUGUAUCUGAGUUUGUUUAUGGAGGAAUGGCUCCUGCAGAUGUGCAAAAAGCUGUGGAGAAGGAGUUCGAAAUGGCUUUGCAGGAUCGAGUUAUGGAAGAAACCAAAGACAAGAAGAAUGCCGUUGAGGCCUAUGUGUAUGACAUGAGAAACAAGCUUAAUGACAAAUAUGAAGAAUUUGUUACCGAUUCAGAGAGGGAAGAGAUAAUUGGCAGACUCCAGGAGGUGGAAGAUUGGUUGUAUGAAGAUGGUGAGGACGAGACCAAAGGUGUUUACAUUGCUAAGCUCGAGGAGCUCAAGAAGCAAGGUGAUCCAAUUGAGGAGCGGUACAAGGAGUACUCUGAGAGGGCACCGGUGAUUGAUCAUCUUAUCUAUUGUAUCAACAGUUACAGAGAAGCUGCAGUGUCAAGUGAUCCUAAAUUUGAUCACAUCGACCUAGCAGAUAAGCAGAAGGUUUUGAAUGAAUGUGUGGAAGCGGAAGCUUGGUUGAGGGAGAGAAAGCAGCAGCAGGACUCACUGCCCAAAUAUGUGAAUCCAGUUAUCUUGUUAGCUGAUAUUAGAAGGAAGGGUGAAGCCCUUGACAGGUUUUGCAGGCCGAUAAUGACAAAACCAAAGCCAGCCAAACCAGCUACACCUGAAACACCACCACCGGCAUCUCCCCAAGGUGCUGACAGUACCAAUCCCAACGCUAGCCCUAAAGACAAUGCCGGAGCUGCCGACAGUGAGGUGCCACCAGCUGCCACAGAGCCUAUGGAAUCCGACAAGUCCGAAUCAGCACCCAGUGCUGCAUAAAUUAGUAAUGCCUGUUUGUUUUUUCAAGUGUUCAAUGCAGGUAAAAAAUUGAUGGAUUUGUUUUCUGACUGUUGAGCCUGAAACUCUUUCUUUGAUAUGGGUACAAUGGUUAAAGGCUGCAUGAUGUUUGCUGGUGAGAUUGUUUAGAUCUGUAGAAAAAGCCAUCUACAUUACUGGUUCAAUGGUUUUGCCAAAUGCUAUCAUUAUUAUUAGGAGAUGAUACAUCUCCAGAAUCCAGUUUUCCAAACAGGUUUGUAAAAGAAACAUCGAAAUUGCUGUCAUCUUCUGUUCCUUUUUUGUUUCUUUUUUGGCUGGAAAAGAGACCGAUAUAUAUCCUACUCUUACAGGGCUUUUAAAACUUUUUUGUUUUAAUUUUUAUUUUUAUGAGGAACUAUUUUGGGUUUCAUCCCAUGUUUUGGGUUCAGCUUUCAGUGUAUGUAAUACUCGGAUUAUUCUCUCCCUUGUUUUCCUGAAUUUUUCUUGUUUGGAACUACGACAAUGCGCUGAAUAUUCUUACAGGAGUUGCGGUAAGCAA
Messenger RNA from Camellia sinensis, 3309 nucleotides. Its product is annotated as heat shock 70 kDa protein 15. Lineage: Eukaryota; Viridiplantae; Streptophyta; Magnoliopsida; Ericales; Theaceae. Gene Ontology annotation, molecular function: ATP-dependent protein folding chaperone; ATP binding. Gene Ontology annotation, biological process: protein folding. Gene Ontology annotation, cellular component: nucleus; cytosol. The record is from RefSeq and is a predicted model, not a curated record.